Molecule: messenger RNA, 462 nt
Organism: Arabis nemorensis
Lineage: Eukaryota; Viridiplantae; Streptophyta; Magnoliopsida; Brassicales; Brassicaceae
Source: the annotation of a GenBank genome assembly
AUGAGGGAGCAACAUGGCUGCGCCAUUUCAAAGUCUAGGAAAUUUCCAAAACGUCUAAUGACAUUGGAACAUGCAUUUAGUUGGCCGGCAUUCCUGGGACAUGUGCCACGCGGGGGAGGAGGUGGUGGGGUGGUUGGAGGAGGAGGUGGUGGACUCUUUGGUGGAGGGGACGGUGGUGUGAUUGGAGGAGGUGGUGGACUCUUUGGUGGAGGGGACGGUGGUGUUGUUGGAGGAGGUGGUGGACUCUUUGGUGGAGGGGACGGUGGUGUGGUUGGAGGAGGAGGUGGACUCUGUGGUGGUGUAUACGGUGGUGGAAUCUUUGGCGGAGGGGACGGUGGUGUGGUUGGAGGAGGAAGAGGUGGACUCUGUGGUGGAGGGAACGGUGGUGUGAUUGGAGGAGAUGGUGGAGUAUUUGGUGGAGGGGACGGUGGUGUGCUCUUUGGUCCUUUGGAGCUUCAUUAA